AUGAUGGAUUCCGGAGGAGCAGGCAUCGCUGAAUCACCACCAACGUACCACCGCACUUACGAGCAAUACGUUCAAGGAGCCGUCGAGAACAGUACCGACUCAGGACAAGACCAAACUAGCCCAGAACUUGUAGUCUGGUCUACUCCCUACGGACUAGACUACAGAACUCAAUAUGACUACCGAAGUCCUUAUGAGACUACAAGGGACUAUUCCACGCAGCAGUAUGCUAGAGCGGGGUUUACUACGAAGAUGGGGCAAGCUAAAGCGCUAAAGGAGGCCAGGAUACGAAGGCCUAUGAACGCUUUUAUGGUGUGGGCGAAGGUGGAGCGGAAGAAACUGGCUGAUGAGAAUCCUGAUCUUCAUAAUGCUGAUCUGAGUAAAAUGCUAGGUGAGUUUUUUUGUUUUUUUAUCUAG
Manduca sexta (tobacco hornworm) is the source of this 414-nucleotide messenger RNA. Its product is annotated as transcription factor Sox-17-beta.2-like. NCBI's taxonomy places the organism in Eukaryota, Metazoa, Arthropoda, Insecta, Lepidoptera, Sphingidae. Gene Ontology annotation, biological process: cell differentiation; anatomical structure morphogenesis; regulation of DNA-templated transcription. Gene Ontology annotation, molecular function: DNA-binding transcription factor activity, RNA polymerase II-specific; RNA polymerase II cis-regulatory region sequence-specific DNA binding. The record is from RefSeq and is a predicted model, not a curated record.